UUUUUUUUUUAAAUCGCAGGUAGCCUUGUUUUUCGGAUGUCUGGUCCUUUUGACAAGCGUAGUUUUCGUACUAGGAAUAUCAACUCAUAGGAAUAUCAAAAACAAAAGGAUUUGCCUCUUUUCAGUUGUUUAGUUCGACAAAGUUUAACGUUUCUGAAGAUUCCGGAAGAAAGAUUUGUAUUAUAGGAUGCCGUACGUCUCAUGUUGUUGGAAAGUCUUCCUGGUGUUGUUUGGAUUGUGGAUGGGCGAGGCUCAAGAAUGUGGUAGGACACCAAUACUGAACAGGAUUGUUGGAGGUGUUUCUGCGUCAGACGGUGCUUGGCCUUGGCAGGUGGAUAUUCAGACUACGAGUCAAGGUCAUGUUUGUGGAGGAACGCUCAUUACAGAGAACUGGGUUUUGUCUGCUGCACAUUGCUUCCCCAACCCUAAUGACGUCACCUCCUACAUUAUUUAUGUGGGACGGCAGCAGCUGAAUGGUUGGAACCCGGACGAGACCAACCAUAGAAUAAAUCGUGUAGUGGUUCCCUAUGGUUACACUGAUCCUCAGCUGGGCCAGGAUAUUGCUCUUGUGGAGCUAGCUACACCUGUUGUUUGGUCGGAUCGUGUUCAACCUGUCUGCUUGCCUAAUGCCAAUGCAGAGUUCAAUAGUGAUAUGAAGUGUAUGAUCACAGGAUGGGGUGACAUCAGAGAUGGAGUUGCUCUACAGGGGGUCGGGGCUUUGCAAGAAGUGCAGGUGCCAAUCAUCGACUCCAGUUCUUGCCAGGAUAUGUUUUUAAUAAACCCCACAGAGAACAUUGACAUUCGCAGUGACAUGAUGUGUGCUGGCUUCGCAGAAGGGGGCAAGGACUCUUGCCAGGGUGAUUCUGGUGGCCCCCUGGUGUGCCAGAUAAGUGAUGGUAGCUGGGUACAAGCUGGUAUUGUGAGCUUUGGUCUUGGCUGUGCUAAACCAAACCGACCGGGAGUCUAUGCCAAAGUGUCCAGCUUUACUAACUACAUCCGGUCCAAUGUUGGUGGAGUCCAGCUCAAGAGCGCAUCGAGUCACAAUUGGGCUGAUCGGGUCAUGGUGCUUGUCAGAACUUUAAUUCUACUGGUACUGGUACAGCUACUGAGAUAGACACCCUAUAACACAAAACUUACCCAAAACAAUCAAAAUGCCAUUCAACUUGGACAUAUUUAGACAUAACAUCCAGGAUUUAUAUUCUUCAGAGAAGCUUUUAAUAAUUAUCAUUAUUAAACUUAAUGUAUGUGAACUGUUAGUAUAAUCUAACAAUGAAACUAAACACACAGAAUUAUUUUUAAAUGAUUUUGAAUUAUUUUAAACAUAAAAUUAUUUUGUAAUCUAGGUUGAUGCCUUAUAGUAAUGCAUUUAUUAUCUGUCAAGCCUGUAAUGAUUACUAACAUCAUGGGAAUAAUUAAGUAAACUAUGCAAAUAUGAUAAAUAGCAAUAGUUCAUACUAAAGACUAAACACUUUUUGUACAAAAAUUAGGAAUGCUGUAUACUCUCAUGUUUUAUUCAAAAGCUAAUUUAUAAUAAUACAUGUAUGAAUUCAAUCAACUGUUUUUACAUCUCUUGGUCAGUUUUUCUAUGUAAAUAAAAUUUAAACAGAUUCAUUUUAUAAUUUA
Messenger RNA from Paramisgurnus dabryanus, 1623 nucleotides. The record is from RefSeq and is a predicted model, not a curated record. Lineage: Eukaryota; Metazoa; Chordata; Actinopteri; Cypriniformes; Cobitidae.